AUGUCUUCUGAUUCUUUUGCAGUGAAAUUCACGGGUAAGAACUAUUCUGCUUGGGAAUUUCAAUUUCAUUUAUUUGUUAUGGGGAAAGAGUUAUGGGGUCAUAUUGAUGGGAGUGAUAAAGCUCCUACUGAUGUUUCUAAACUGACUCAGUGGCAGACCAAAGAUGCUCAGGUGAUGACAUGGAUUUUAGGAUCAAUGGAUCCUAUUAUUGUUCUUAAUCUAAGGUUAUAUGUGACUGCUAAAUCUAUGUGGGAAUACUUAAAAAAAGUAUAUAAUCAAGAUAAUAUUGCUCGACGUUCUCAAUUAGAGUACGAGAUUGCUAGUUAUACUCAAGGAGAUCUCUCCAUUCAAGAUUUUUUUUUUGGAUUUAAUAAUAUCUGGGCAGAAUUUACUGACAUUAUUUAUGUCAAAGUACCGGAAGAAUCUCUCUCAGUUGUGCAGGAAAUUCAUGCGCAAAGCAAGCAAGAUCAAUUUUUAAUGAAGUUACGACCUGAAUUUGAAGCCACUUGCUCUAAUUUGAUGAAUCGCAAUCCCAUGCCAUCUUUGGAUGUCUGUUUUGGGGAGUUACUUCGUGAGGAGCAACGACUUACCACCCAGGCCACUUAUCAGCACGACAAAAUGAUAUCCAAUGCAGUGGCUUAUGUUGCUUAA
Messenger RNA from Pistacia vera, 651 nucleotides. RefSeq lists its product as uncharacterized. The record is from RefSeq and is a predicted model, not a curated record. Bases 1 to 651 code for a protein of 216 amino acids. NCBI's taxonomy places the organism in Eukaryota, Viridiplantae, Streptophyta, Magnoliopsida, Sapindales, Anacardiaceae. The transcript has a single exon.